This is a messenger RNA of Fusarium graminearum PH-1, 2040 nucleotides long. RefSeq lists its product as uncharacterized. The record is from RefSeq and is a predicted model, not a curated record. The coding region runs from base 292 to 1353 and encodes 353 amino acids. Gene Ontology annotation, molecular function: G protein-coupled receptor binding; G-protein beta/gamma-subunit complex binding; GTPase activity. Lineage: Eukaryota; Fungi; Ascomycota; Sordariomycetes; Hypocreales; Nectriaceae. Gene Ontology annotation, cellular component: heterotrimeric G-protein complex. Gene Ontology annotation, biological process: G protein-coupled receptor signaling pathway. The transcript is spliced from 4 exons.
UACCUCAACCUUACAUCGCCUUCGCUUUGUCUCGCUUCUUUUUCCAUCUCAUCUCUUUUCUCUUCUCUAUACCUUGACAAGUCGGAAGUGCUUUCGCUCCGCCAUAAACAGUCCUUCGUUCUUCUCGUCACGACCUGCGAGCAUUGUUAAUAACUAACGUCGACGGCUUUAGCCCAGACCAUAUCUUGCGACAUCGACAACGACACAGCAAAUACCGCGUCGCUCACCUCAUUUAAUCAAUUUCAGUAAUUCUUUUUCGCCGUUUCGAAGCAAAGCCAAACUACCGUCACGAUGGGUUGCGGAAUGAGCACAGAGGAGAAGGAGGGCAAGGCCCGUAACGAGGAGAUCGAGAACCAGCUCAAGCGCGACAAGAUGAUGCAGAGAAACGAGAUCAAGAUGCUGCUGCUCGGUGCCGGUGAAUCCGGAAAAUCUACUAUCCUGAAGCAGAUGAAGCUUAUCCACGAGGGUGGCUACUCGCGCGAUGAGCGAGAAUCCUUCAAGGAAAUCAUCUUCAGCAACACCGUCCAGUCAAUGCGCGUUAUUCUCGAGGCUAUGGAGUCUCUCGAGCUUCCUCUUGAGGACCAGCGCAUGGAGUACCACGUCCAGACCAUCUUCAUGCAACCAGCCCAGAUUGAAGGCGAUGUCCUCCCUCCUGAGGUUGGCAGUGCCAUUGAGGCUCUGUGGAAGGACCGUGGUGUGCAAGAGUGUUUCAAGCGCUCACGCGAAUACCAGCUCAACGACUCUGCUCGAUACUACUUUGACAACAUUGCACGUAUCGCUGCUCCCGAUUACAUGCCUAACGACCAGGACGUUCUCCGAUCUCGUGUCAAGACCACAGGUAUCACCGAGACCACUUUCAUCAUCGGCGAUCUCACAUACCGAAUGUUCGACGUUGGUGGCCAAAGAUCCGAGCGAAAGAAGUGGAUUCACUGCUUCGAGAACGUCACCACCAUUCUUUUCCUGGUCGCCAUCUCCGAAUACGAUCAGCUCCUUUUCGAAGAUGAGACCGUCAACCGAAUGCAGGAGGCCCUUACUCUGUUCGACUCCAUCUGCAACUCAAGGUGGUUCAUCAAGACAUCGAUCAUUCUGUUCCUCAACAAGAUCGAUCGAUUCAAGGAGAAGCUGCCUGUCAGCCCCAUGAAGAACUACUUCCCCGACUACGAGGGCGGCGACGACUACGCUGCGGCUUGCGAUUAUAUCCUUAACCGCUUCGUCAGCUUGAACCAACACGAGACCAAGCAGAUCUACACCCAUUUCACCUGCGCCACCGAUACCACUCAGAUCCGCUUUGUUAUGGCGGCUGUCAACGAUAUCAUUAUCCAAGAGAACCUUCGUCUCUGUGGUCUUAUCUAAAUGAUUUUUUUCUUGCUGUCACUAAAACACGAAUACCCUCGAUCUUAAUAACGACACUGCUUAGAUGGGCCACGGGGAAAUGGCUCACGAUUUUUUCUUGUACUCGUCAUGCCAAGGGAGCGGAGGCACGGUGUUAACUGCGCAACUCCUUUGGCUGGCGCCGGUUACCAAUGGUCCGGCUCAUCCAGUACGCUAGAUAUACUGCUAGUUUUGGCUGCGCCCAGGUCGACCUUGGUUCCGUUUCUUUGUAAGGAUUUUGCCUGGUUGAUGGAUGGGAGUUGCCUUGUAUCACAAAAACGUCUUUUUAAAGGGAGAAAGAUUUUUUAAGACCAGUCGACCACGGACGAUAGGGCCGCGAAGGCCCGUGGUCACGGCCGCCCAUGACGUCGGGGAAGAUAUGAUUUGCCCGUUCAAGAGCGUGAUGAACGAGGCCGAAGGAAAGGUUCAUUAUUUGCAUCUAAACAGUGCGGGCGACAGGAGGAUGGAAGGUGGUCAUCUAUUUUGUUUAAUUACGAAGCUCUUUUCCUACCAUGCGUUCAUUGUUCGUUCCUCACUACCCGUUGCUUUAGCAUUGUCUGUCUACACGUCCGCCCAUGGUGUUUUACGCUUAAUUUUCAAAACUAUCAAGUAUAUCGACUGUAAAGUUCCCAUUGCUUCCACACGUUUCUCAUCUUUAAAAACAAGUAU